Molecule: messenger RNA, 1764 nt
Organism: Acromyrmex echinatior (Panamanian leafcutter ant)
Lineage: Eukaryota; Metazoa; Arthropoda; Insecta; Hymenoptera; Formicidae
Molecular function (GO): sequence-specific DNA binding
Source: RefSeq, a predicted model, not a curated record
CAUAUAUUUUAAAUGUUGUUUUAAAAUGGCGGAAAAUAAGGUCAGUACGUUGCUAUGCGCAAACUUCUUGCUUUAGUUACGAGUAGAUUGAAGCAUAGCACACUUGUCUACUUGCAUCAUGCUAUAAUAUAAAAGUAGCGGAUAGUUACAACAUAACUAAGUCUGAUUGAUAUCAAAUCUCGAAAAAGUCGACAAAUAAUUGACAAUAUCAAAGGUCUCGUUAUCGCGAAAAAUUAUCAUUGUUUUCUGGAUUGAUUUCGCGCGGAAUGACGGGUUGUUGCGUCCCCGGUUGCAACAAUUCGAACAGAAAGGGAUUUUUGAUGAGAAACUUUCCUUCAAAUCCUGAUCGGAAAAAACAGUGGAUCGCUAGUAUUGGUAGACCGAAUUGGACACCUAGUAUGCACAGUCGAAUAUGUGAGAUACAUUUCACCAAAGACAUGUGGGAGAAAGAUCGUUGUGAUGGCAAACGCAAACUAAAGUAUAAUGCUGUACCUGUGAUUUCUUCUCCUUCUGUGCCGCACAUUAUAUCUGUGCCACAAGAUAUUCCUGUGCUGCAAGAUGUUUUUGUACCACAAGAUAUUUCUGUGCCACAAGAUAUUUCUGUGCCACAAGAUGUUCCUGUUUUAUCAGAAAAUUAUAACAAGAACAACAAUGUCAUAAACAUGCUUAUUGCAAGCAUGACAAAUGAAGGAAAUGUAAAAAUAAAUUAUCAGUAUCAAUUACACUCAGACAAUAUGAAGCAAUUAAACGACAAACAACCGGAAGAUCUUUUAAGUAUGUUUACGAACGUUCAGGAAGAGAUAGACUGGAAAAAACGAUGCCAGGAACUGAAGCAGCUAUUGGCAAAGAGCAAAAAUGAUGGAUGUAUACAUGUUCCAAUUGAGAAUCAGAAAAUAAUGCAACCAUAUAAUGCAUUAGGAGAAAUGGGAAACGCUAUGAAUAAACAUGCUUCCAAUGAAAUAAAUGAUAAAAAUCAUUUUUCCUGGAAUGAAAAAGCUGUCUUUUUAAUGCUGGAAGAGUACAAAAAAAGGGCUGAACGCUUUAGAAAUCCUGAAAACAAGAAAAAGCAACUUUGGCAAGAAAUAUCUGACGAGAUGACAAAAUAUGGGUAUAAAGUUGAGGCAGAUGCAAUAAACAAAAAGUUUAGAAAUUUGAAGAUGAGAUAUCUAAUUAUAAAGAAUAGUGAUAAAAAGAAAACGUCAAGGUCUGGUAGAAUGUCUUGGAUUUAUUUUGAUAUUAUGUCCGAAAUUGUUUUUGCUGAUAGGACAGUAAAUCCAAACUUAGCAAUGGCAUCAGCUGUAUUUUUUAAUAAUGAUAACGAUAAUGACAAUACUCAGAAUGAAAUUGAAAAGAUUGCUAGAUUUGAAAAUUCUAUUCUUUCUAAGAAUUUAAGUGAUCGAGAAAUCGAAAAUGUUUUAUCGGUCGCAUCUACUAGUUCAACUAUCAGUAUAUCAAGUAUUUUAAAAAAAAAUGUACGAAAUAAAAAAUUUAGAAAAAGAAAUAACUCUAUAGAUAAUUAUAGAAAAAGAUAUAUGGAAAUAGAAGAAGAACGAAUUAAGGAAUUAAGAAAGAUAAGAGAAGCUAUAGAAAAAAAUAACAUAAUACAAAAAGAAAGAGUAGAGAUAUUAAAACAGUACUUGUUAAUUCAACGAGGAAAUCUUAAUAAUAUUUUUUAUUAUUGCUCUUAAUACUUUUUGAUAACAAUUUGCGAUCGAAGUUUUAGUUCUUCAUAUCUAGGCCUUUAUUUCAGUUUCAAAGAUCUAA